Rhinolophus ferrumequinum (greater horseshoe bat) is the source of this 4516-nucleotide messenger RNA. RefSeq names its product small nuclear RNA activating complex polypeptide 5 (gene SNAPC5). Gene Ontology annotation, biological process: transcription initiation at RNA polymerase III promoter; transcription by RNA polymerase II. Gene Ontology annotation, cellular component: nucleus. Lineage: Eukaryota; Metazoa; Chordata; Mammalia; Chiroptera; Rhinolophidae. The record is from RefSeq and is a predicted model, not a curated record. The transcript has 3 exons. Bases 1173 to 1463 code for a protein of 96 amino acids.
UUUGUAAGUACCAUAUUUUGCUGUGUAUAAUGAAAUACACUCCUAUGUUUUUGGACCAAGUUUUCAGGGAAACAGUACUACCCAUGUAUAAUGGGUAUCCUUAUUUCCCCCUCAUAAAUGUGGGCCAAAAAAGUGCGCACAGCAAAAUACAGUAACGUCUUGAGAAAGAUGGUUAAAAGACUUGUCAGAAAUAUACAGAAGCUGUUAGAAUUUAGCCUCCCAGCCAAAAAAAACCCACACUGGAAAAUUCCAUAAAGAUUUGACAUUUUCAGUAACCACAAGAGGGCAGUCAAUACACACUUUGGGGUGCAGCAGUACGAAACAGUUCCCUCAGAAAUGUUACAACCUACUGUAAUAGAACUGCUCUUGGAGGAAAUGCUUGCCACCCUCAUUGUUGGCCCUUGAAAGUGCCAGAAGCAUCUCAGAACCACUUGUGUGGUUUCCUUUUAACUAGGAGAUGAAUAUAUUGACCAAACAUGGUGCAGAGGAGAGUACCUACAAGUGUUCUUUGCUAAAGCUUUUAAUUUGUUCUGUCAAUGUCUUCAUCCUCGAGUUUACAUGAUUCCUACUCUUGUCCCAUGUCAGGAUCUUGAUGUCCCCCUUCACCCCCCACUGGCAGUCUGAAAUCCACAGGGUGAUGUAUAAUCCCAUUUGCAGAUUCUAGAGCUCUCAGUUCCCCAACACAAAGACACCAUCUCUCAAUCCAAUUUGUUAGCGUUGCUCAAAUUUAAUGCUCUUUAAUUUUCGCGGACCUCCUGGGAUAUACAUUCUGGUGGCCGGGAAUCCUUUCCCACAAAAACCAGUAGGGUACGUGUGCCGUGCUAAGUGCUGGCGAUACUGGCCGUGCCUUCAAAUGCGUCUGCAGGUUUUGUGGCGUUAAAAAUAGCCUCUUGUUCAACUGAAGCAUUUGAUACUCGAUACUUGACCAUUUCAAUCUCCAGGUUCUUGACCACUCCAACGCCCUGUGCUUUAGGAAUCCUGACCAUUCGAGUCGGUAUUUUCGUUUAAAACCCGCGUUUGUCCCGCAACAGAGCUGGCAGGAAGUACCCCGUCUCAUGUGCCACCAGGCCGGCCCAGUCCACUUCCGUUUCCGGGAACGUGGAGGCCGUGGCGUCAUCACCGAGCGCCUGACCGACUGGGUGGCGUGGAGGGCCCGGGCGUGAGGAGACGCGAUGCUGAGCCGGCUCCAGGAGCUGCGGAAGGAGGAGGAGACGCUGCUCCGGCUGAAGGCGGCACUGCACGACCAGCUGAACCGGCUCAAGGUUGAAGAACUGGCCCUCCAAUCAAUGAUUAAUUCCAGAAGAGGGGAUGAGACACUGUCUUCCCAACCUGCACCUGAACAGUCACAUGAUGUGUUGGUGCAUGUAGACAAUGAAGCAUCAAUCAACCAAACUACACUGGAGUUGAGCACAAGGAGCCAUGUGCCAGAAGAAGAGGAGGAGGAAGAAGAAUCAGAUUCCUGAAGGGGAAAGAGCCAGGUUUAGUUACACAAAUGUCAUAAGUCUCAGGAACUUGCGCUCUUCAAAGAAUUCUUGCCACGGGUCCCAGGGCCUGCUUUAAAGGGAAGCAAGAACUUUAGAAGGAUGUGUACUUGUAAAAGUGGUUCCAUCAAUAAUUCAAGUUUCAGAAUGCUUUAACAAAAAUCAGUGACAGAAAAGCAAAGAUGCAAUGUCUGAGCGUUGAGCAGUAUGGGUGGUGCUGUGUCUAUUCUGGUCAGAUGCAGUAAUUGUGUCCAAAACAGAAAAUUUCCUCCGAAAUUGUAUUGAGAAAGUCUGGCAUUUGCAAAAAGGGCAGAGUGUAAAUACAGCCUUUCCAAUCAACAAUGCCUCCUUUAAGAAAACCAAUUAGAGGCUGUUUGCAUACCACUGAACCCUUGUAAGCAGAGCCCCAGUUUAGCAGAGAAACAUGAUGCGGACAGAGAGCCACUUGAGAGUACAAGCUGUUGCUAUCUUUCAGUGACAUCACAACACACUGCCCACUACAGACUGCUUUGUGCGACUGUCAUCACAUUGAGGUUGAGACAUCACUAUGGUAAAAUGUGCUUAGAAAUAAAUUAGAUAAAUCACCUUCAUGCAGCUUGCUGGUUUCCAAAUAGCAACAGGGAAAUGGGUCGGUUCCUCCUCUGGGGAAAACAGUACAGACGGAUGGUUUAAAAUGUAUUUCUGGACUUAGAAAAUGUGCCUUUACAGAAGGAAUAACGAGGGGCGGCCGGUUAGCUCAGUUGGUUAGAACUCAGUGCUCUUAACAACAAGGUUGCCGGUUCGAUCCCCACAUGGGCCACUAUGAGCUGCGCCCUCCACAACUAGAUUGAAACAACUACUUGACUUGGAGCUGAUGGGUCCUGGAAAAACACACUUAAAUAAAAAUUUUUUUAAAAAAGGAGUAACUAUGCUUGGGAAACUGGAUUUUUAUAAUAAAGAGAUGACAAUUACAGAAUAAGUAUUCUUAAAACUUGAUAUUUGAAGGUGAGAUUCAUUUCUUACUCUUACUGAAUAAUAUACAGUUAAGUAGUUGGUUAACUUUAUAAAAGUAAUUUGCUUUGUCCAAGUAAGAAAAGCCAAACAAAAUACAAAGAACCUUUUGAAGCAGAACUUAUGUAACUGUUCCAGAAGAGAGAACAUGGAUAUAUCUGUUAAUCAUCGUUUCAUUAUUUUGAGUUAUUUUGAACUACUCUUACAGGAAAUAGCUGAAAAUGUAAAUGAGCAUGUUUCUUGGAAAACACAGUAUGAGGAUAGCUUUGCAAUGAAAAGCAUCAAGAUAUACAUUUUGGGGGUCUAAUUUAAAAUAUGAGGAUGGGUUUUUAAGAGCUAGAAAAUUGGCUAGGAAUUCUAGCUCUACCACUACUGAUCGCUUGCUCGCUCACCUCUCUGCAACUCUCACUUUCUCAUCUGUAAAACGAGGGUACUCACAUCUGCUUUUGCAAUUUUUACAGGUUACUGUGAGGUGCUAAUGAGAUAUCACUGAAAAAUCCAACUAUUGUUGGUGUCUCAGAAGUUUGAGGAAGGAAUCUGGCAUGGGGAACUCAAAACAAACUGACGCAGGGAACAUCCUUCUUGAGAAUGUGAUCAUUCUUGGUAAUUACAGGGAAAAAAUCUUUUGCCUCUCAAAAUGUGGUAUCUUUGGAUACGAAAAGAGAAUUUAAAAGCACUCCUCAAAAAAUACUGAGCAUGAAAGCGUUCAGGUCCAGGCUGUAGACUCCAGGGUACGCCAUUCCUUCCUCCUCAGGUGCAAUUUGCACGUUUAAAUGAGACAUUCACAGUAGUAGUGGCAUCUUCUCUAUUAGCAAAAGACACAGUCUGAGGAGGGUGUGGGUCUUAAACCUCAGCCUGAAUGUAUGUCAAAAAUGUGUAAGUUAGACUGUUGUCUUAGAACAGAUAUUAGCCUCACAGCAACAAAAAAAUGACUGAUUAGCUCAGGCAGCAGUAUAUACAACACUGGCCAGUUUUUAAAGCUCUGAAUUCCAAGCUUGUAUUCCAAGCUCUGGUAGAUUCAGAGGGGAACUAUCUGCUCAGGAGGUUUACCCAAGUUCUGUUUUUAAUUUGAAAACAAAGUAGGCCUUUUAUUUUUAAAUACGUAUUUACGUUGGCUUUCUAUAACCUGCCCUCUCAAAGAAGAAAAUGGGGGAAGAGGCACUGACCAGGCAGCCUAACAUGUAUUUCAAGUCCAAAAGUCAAUUUUCAAAGAAGGAAAGGGUACCAGUGGCCAGCUGGGACAUGGCUUUGUUUUCUGUGAUCUCACUGCAGGCAGGACAAAGCCAGCACCAGGCACAUGCCUGCUCUCCAGAAGGUGUAGUUAAGUAUAAUUGGUGCAAAGGGAAACCAUUGCUCAGUGAAACAAAAUAACACGGACAGACCGUACCGGGUGAUGGCUCCAGUGCCAGCCAGGUCCCCUGGCCCCCAGCAAGGUGCUCCUGUGAGAAUGCUAGCCCCUGCCAACUGCUUUUCCCUUAUAGAAAGAGAUGGAAGGAAUAGAUGGGAUCUAUCCAAAGAAAAAGUGGUUGGCAGAGUCACAGAUAAGGGUGUUUGCUGAGACAAGUUGGACAAAAUCCAAAGAUCAGGAUGACAGGAAGCCCCAUUAGUCCAAAGCACGGAACUUAUCCUCAGGGUGGCAUUUCACCUUCCAGCCUCUUUCCUGUCUUUAUCUCUAUCCUCACAGUAAUGCUUCACUACGUCAUCUGAUUUCUUGUGUGCUAGAGACAUUGAACAUCCUACCACAAAAGUAGAAAUACCUAUCAGCCUUUUAACUUUAGUAUAUUUAUUAGAGUAAGAGAUUAUUUGUUAAACAUCUGAAUUAAAAUGAUUAAAAGGAUUUUCAUACAAUUUUUAGGCACUAUACACACUGUUGUUUACAAUAGCGUCAGUAAUUGGAUUGGGGGAAGAUAAAUCUCAUACAUUUUAAUGCCUUGAUCCAUUUGUAACAUUCAAAGUAACUCCAUUUUAGAAACACUAAUCCAAACUUAGAGACAUAUACCACUAAAUAUCCCACACAGUAUAUUUAAAAAUAAAUAUAGAACCAC